Molecule: messenger RNA, 6372 nt
Organism: Physeter macrocephalus (sperm whale)
Lineage: Eukaryota; Metazoa; Chordata; Mammalia; Artiodactyla; Physeteridae
Gene: NACC2
Product: NACC family member 2
Exons: 6
Coding region: 163-1923 (586 amino acids)
Biological process (GO): regulation of transcription by RNA polymerase II
Molecular function (GO): DNA-binding transcription factor activity, RNA polymerase II-specific; RNA polymerase II cis-regulatory region sequence-specific DNA binding; protein binding
Source: RefSeq, a predicted model, not a curated record
GCCCGGUGCUGGGCGCGGCCGGAGAAAGUCCAUGUGAGCCGGAGCGCCGGGCCGCCGGAGCACUUCCUGCCGCAGGCCGGACCGGGCCGGCGCCCGCAGAUGUGCCCCGCUCGGCCGCUCCCGCACUGAGAGUCUGAGGCCCACCCGCCGCCCCCGCCCGCCAUGUCGCAGACGCUGCACAUCGAGAUCCCCAACUUCGGGAACACCGUGCUCGGCUGCCUCAACGAGCAGCGUCUGCUGGGCCUCUACUGCGAUGUGUCCAUUGUGGUCAAGGGCCAGGCCUUCAAGGCCCAUCGGGCCGUCCUGGCCGCCAGCAGCCUCUACUUCCGCGACCUGUUCAGCGGCAACAGCAAGAGCGCCUUUGAGCUGCCGGGCACGGUGCCGCCCGCCUGCUUCCAGCAGAUCCUGUCCUUCUGCUACACGGGCAGGCUGACCAUGGCGGCCAGCGAGCAGCUCGUGGUCAUGUACACGGCCGGCUUCCUGCAGAUCCAGCACAUCGUGGAGCGCGGCACGGACCUCAUGUUCAAGGUGAGCUCACCCCACUGCGACUCGCAGACCGCUAUGAUCGAGGACGCCAGCUCCGAGCCCCAGAGCCCCUGCAACCAGCUGCAGCCGGUCACCGCCGCGCCCCCCUACGUCGUGUCCCCCUCCGUGCCCAUCCCGCUGCUAACCCGCGUCAAGCACGAAGCCGUGGAGCUGCCGCUGGCCGCGGGCCCAGGCCUGGCCCCCAAGCGCCCGCUGGAGUCGGGCGCCCGGGACGGCGCGACAGUGGCGACGGGCCCCGCGGUGGCGGCAGGCACGGCCCCUCUCAGGCUGCCCCGGGUCUCCUACUACGGGGUGCCCAGCCUGGCCACCCUCAUCCCCAGCAUCCAGCAGGCGCAGUACUCCCAGGGGGAGCGGACCAGCCCGGGGGCCAGCAGCCUGCCCACCACCGACAGCCCCACCUCCUACCACAAUGAGGAGGACGAGGAGGACGACGAGGCCUACGACACCAUGGUGGAGGAGCAGUACGGCCAGAUGUACAUCAAGGCCACGGGCAGCUAUGCAGUGCAAGAGAAGCCGGAGCCCUUGCCACUGGAGAGCCGUUCCUGCGUCCUCAUCCGCCGCGACCUGGUGGCCCUGCCCGCCAGCCUCAUCAGCCAGAUCGGGUACCGCUGCCACCCCAAGCUCUACUCCGAGGGGGACCCCGGCGAGAAGCUGGAGCUGGUGGCAGGCUCUGGCGUCUACAUCACGCGCGGGCAGCUGAUGAACUGCCACCUCUGCGCAGGGGUGAAGCACAAGGUUCUGCUGCGGCGCCUCCUCGCCACCUUCUUCGACAGGAACACGCUGGCCAACAGCUGUGGCACGGGCAUCCGCUCGUCCACCAGUGACCCGAGCCGCAAGCCGCUGGACAGCCGCGUCCUGAACGCUGUGAAAUUGUACUGUCAGAACUUCGCCCCCAGCUUCAAGGAGAGCGAGAUGAACGUGAUCGCUGCGGACAUGUGCACCAACGCCCGCCGCGUCCGCAAGCGCUGGCUGCCCAAGAUCAAGUCCAUGCUGCCCGAGGGCGUGGAGAUGUACCGCACGGUCAUGGGCUCCUCGGCCGCCAGCGCGCCCCUGGACCCCGAGUUCCCGCCCGCCGCCGCGCAGGUGUUUGAGCAGCGCAUCUACGCCGAGCGGCGGGGCGACGCCGCCGCCAUCGUGGCUCUGAGGACUGACGCUGUGAAUGUCGACCUGGGCGCCUCCACCAACCCCACCUUCGAGGCCGGCUCGGAGGCCGACGGGGCCGGCUCGGUCGUCCAGGAGGUGGCUGCGCCCGAGCCGCUGCCCGCCGAGGGCCAGAGCCCCCCGCAGCCCUUCGAGCAGGGCAGCGCCAGCAGCAGCCGGCCCGCGACGCCGGCCACGGGGAGGAGACCGGAGGGCCCGUACGCAGGGACCUUGUAGGGGCCCGAGGCCGGACCGGGCGCCAAGGCGGGUACUGAAGCUGCUUGCAUGCGUUACUAAUGCAGACAAAUGUGAUCAAGCCACUUACCUACUGAACUGCUACUGUUGCCUGAAAAAAAUGUGAUUUUUAUUCUGCUUGUAUUUAAAAUUCAUGAAGGAAACAAAUGCAUUCGUUAUACUGUAAACGAUUAGGCCCCUGGCGACCUAGUUGCGAGGAAGGUCCCGGGGCUCCUUUUUGAUAUUCGAGAGGUUAGUCUCCACGUUGUAGCUUUCCCUCCCCCUGUGCGGGGAGGGGGCGAGAGGCCGCCAGACCCUGGUGCCCGGCCUCCUGCCCCCACGGUUCCCUCUGCCUGGGGCGAAGCCAGGGGCCUGUGGGGUGGGAGCACGUGUCUUGGGACCCUCGUUCCUUUCCCAUGGGGACCCCCCCCCACUCCGGGACCACGGGCCGGGGCUGGGCCCCCAGGGGCCAAACUCCUCGUUCUCCCUUCUUCCUGAGACUCGGGGCCCAGGCCCGCCGGGCCCGCCGUGCGUGCGGGGUGUGGCUGUGUGUGUGCGGAGCGUGUGUGAGCGUAGGCGGGGGCGGUGGUGACGGCACAGUGAUGGGCCGUGCUGGUCACUGUGGGUGGUGGAAGCGAUCUUGGCUGUGUCUGCUCUCCUGCCCCGCGCCCGUGGGGUCUGCCCUACCCCUGCGGCUCCACGGACCCUCGGUCCACCUGGGACCCAGGGCCUGGGCCGCCGGCCCCGGCGCCUGCUGGCUCCAGCCUGGCCACCCGGCCCGGCUACCUGCCCACCAUCCUGUGAGGUGGGGCCGCUGCCCCGGGGCAGCCCACGCAGUCCGCGGCCACGUCGGGUUUUAUGUUUGUUUGUUUAUUUGUUUUCGUCUUAAUUCAGAUCUAUUUCAUGUAUGGUUUGGAAACUUUCAGACCCAAAAGAGCAAAAAAAUUAGGGAGGAUUGGGGUCCCUGCCCCAACCCGCUACGGCUUGGGGGUGGGUCCGCCUGGAUACCACGCCCCCGGGCGUGUUCCGGAGGAAGGGAGCCAGGGGCCGGGCUGGGGCUGGAGCCGGCCCCUCGGUGCUGGGCUCCCCCGCAUGCGCCCUGAGCCCCGGGGUAUGCGCACCUCUGAGGCUGUGGCUGGGUGGGCACAGGCCUGAGCUGGGGCAGUUUGCGGGCGCACGGGUUCUGGAAUGCAUGGUGGGCGGGGUGGUGGGGGCGUGGAAGUGUUGGUUUGAGGCUGGAAAGCUCACUGUGAAGUUUAAUUGCUGUUUGCGGGGAGGGGCGCAGGCUCUCCUAAGUGCUCUGUCCGGACAUCCAGGGGUUGCCUUCCCCUCGAGUCCCAGGCAGCCCCCAGGCCUGGCCAGAGGCAUGCCCCACCCCCAGACUUGAGCGGGCCUGCUGCUCCCCCCGCCCCGCCCCCGUCUCGUCGUUCCCCCCCGCCCCCCGUCGGGCAGGUAUGGCUCAACCCUCCUGACCGCAAAGUUGAGCCACCCUAGUGUGGGUCCCAGCGGGGGGCAGGGCGGGGGGGGGGGGUGCUUAGGCACUCUCCCACCCGAGCUCCUCGUCCUGCUGACUGCAGCCCUGCCUUGUGGAGGGCCCUUGGGGGAGACCUCGGGGUGGGGGCGCCUUCCAGCCAGGCCAGACCGGUGCCUGCCCUCCAGAGAGCGCUGAUGGCUCCGGGCCGGGGUCGGGGGACCCUGGGUGGGCACUGGCGCAGGGAGCGCCGAGCCCUGUGGUCCCGGCCCAAGGGGCUGCAGCUCCUUCCUGCAGCUCCUUCGGACCAACCACCUGGCCCAGAGGCGUGCCUCCUCUGUCUCAGGCCCAGGUGGGGUUGGAGCUGGCAGGGCCCCCCCCCCCAAGGCCCACAGCCCACCAGGGACCAGGACCAAGUCCUCCUGGAGUUGGGAGGAGGCCACACCCCCGAAGCUGUCAGGAGGCUGCGGGGCGGGGCGUGGUGGGUGAGGCAGACCCCACUGUCCCCCGCUCCAGACGGAGGUCCCUCCAUCUGUCCCUGCCCCACGUUUGCACUUUCAUUCCACCAUCCCGGGGGACCUUCAGGGGCUGGCUGCCCGUCCUGGCUGUUGACAGAAGGGCUCGCUCUUCCCCUCUCCCCCACUCCGAGGUGGGCACGGCCCUCACCCGAGGCCAGGACAAGGAGGGGUGCCGCUGGUCCAGCGGGGGAGGCGGGGGCCUGCCAGAGACGGCCUCACCGCCGCUCAGGCUAGCACAAUGUCCCGUGACCUCUGUCCUUUGAUUGUUUAUAACCGCCGUCUGUUUUCUUGUUCUGGGUAAGGAAGGCAAGAGCUACAGGUGAAAGUUUACUAAUAGUCAAAUGUGAAUGGGUUCUGAGCUCUCCCUGCGCCCCGGGCGGGCCAGGCCGAGCGUUUUGCACUAAUGUGUCCCGCGGUGGUGGGUGAUGGACGUGGGUCGUGGACGUGGGUCGGGAGCGUUGCAGACGGGCGUGGCUGAUGAUUGUAGCUGCCGGGCGCUCCCUCUGUGUCCUGAAUGUCCCUCGGCGUGGGCGGCGGCGGGCCUGGGCUCGGAGGGGCCUUCCAGAGUGCCUUAGCAUCUUUUGAUCAUUUUUCCCAAGGAAAACCAAUUAAGAGAACCGGACCCUCCCCCUCCUCUGUUUACAAGACGACUCAUUCCUGUCCUGUGAGCGUGAUCCUGACUCACCCAGAUCCUGUAGACCGAGAGACAAGCCACUCAGUAUUUAUGAGAUGUCUGCACCUUUAUCCCUGAGCUUGACUAUUAGCAAUACGCAUAUAACUACAUAGAGUCUAUUAUAUAGAGCUAAGUCCUAUCAGCGCCUUUGGAGGAGAGGAGGACUGGGCCAGUCCCAGCGGCUGUGGUGGGCGGCUGGCCUGAGCUCCAGCGGCCGCCUGCCCUCUCCUGCCCUCCCCAGCGGCCGGGACGUGCCAGGGAAGCAGCUGGGACAAGUGCAAAGGUCCAGGAGAAGGGACCGGGAGAUGCGACCUACCGUGAGCUCGGUGGGGCCGCCCGCCUGGCCGGCGGCCUCGGUACUUGAAUCCCAUCUUGCUUUCUGCACUGUGUCUGGUCUCGCCCAGAGUCCUCUGUGGUUGCUUAACCUUGCAUUUGAUUCGAUCGGCUUUCCUUGCCCCCUGAAUGUGGACGAGAGGCGAGGGGGAGAGGCCUCUGAGGUGCAGCCCUCGGCCCCUGCCCGCUGUCCCGGAGCCGGGCCUGUUUCUCCUCCGUGAAAACGCGUUCCUCGGCGGCCUUAGAGGAAGGAGGAAGGCAGAGAGAGGCUCGGCCCGGGAGGGGCCUGCUGUGUGCCCGGCCAUGACCUGUCCCCAUUUUGACGGCCGGAACCCUCCAGCACUGGCCCCGUGCGUGCCACCCUAGCCGUUGAUGGCUUAGAUGCCCCUCCAACGGGUUAUCUUUAUGGAAAUAUCUUGCUGCGAGUAGAAGAAGGCCUAUGGCCCAUUAACCAACUGAAAACUCAGAGAAAACCUCUGUUUGCCUCUGCCAGCAGUAAAUCCUAAACACAGAAUUGAGAGUUCAGAGCCGUCUUGAGCUUUGACUACCGUUUCCAAAUGUUGCUGCAUAAAUUUGUCGUUAUGUCGUCCAGCCGGCUCCGGGCGUGUCACCCGCCGGUGGCCGGGGACCAUGGCGGGCUCGGUACAAGGUGUUCCUAACACAGCAAGGGUUUCUGGGUUUUGUUUGUUUGUUUUGUUUCUUUGAGAAAAAACGGAAAGGAAAGUGAUGCAGCAUCUAAAGCAUUCAGAUUGGACAGCCUGCCUGAAUCCCGAUCAGCGCUUCAGCGUUAGUGUUUUGCACAUGAUCGUAAUUUUUAUGUCGAAAGAAGCCAAAACUUGCAAUACUAUUUUUAGCAGACAAAAAAAUAAAAGAACUAAAUAUAAAAUGUAUAAACAUUUUUGACUUGAACAUUCGGAUGGCACUGGGCGCAAAUAGACCAUUCAUCCUUUGGACGGAGUGUUUGGGAAAAAAGAGACUUUUAAAAAGGAGACGGUUGCUGUAAAGAGUCCAUGGAGGGGUUAUGUAGUACUGUAACUCACGACUGUUAAAAAUAAAUCAAUAAAUUGUCCUGUGCUGUAUAAAGGAGGCCUGUUUCACAGUAACACUGAGUUCCAUUUCAGCUGCAGAAGAGGCUGGCUUUUUCUUUUUCUUUUUUUUUCUUUUUUUCUUUUGUUUUCUGGAGAAGGAAGGAGGAAACCUCUGUUUGCUCCUCCCGCGCCUCCCUCUCUUCCGCGCUGCUACUUGGCAGAGUCCAGACUGUUGCUUUUUCGCCACGGCUGACACCGUAUCAUAACUCAGAAGACAACGUCCGCCAGCGACCAGGAAACCGAGGGCUUGCAGUGUGCUCAGAGCCGUUUCAGGAGGUGAAAUCCGUUACAAACAAACAAAAGGAUGUGAUCGUUCGUUGUAAAGCGCUUUGUAAAAUUCACAUUUACAGAAUAAUAAAGUCAGUUCAA